Messenger RNA from Brassica rapa (field mustard), 737 nucleotides. RefSeq lists its product as uncharacterized. NCBI's taxonomy places the organism in Eukaryota, Viridiplantae, Streptophyta, Magnoliopsida, Brassicales, Brassicaceae. The record is from RefSeq and is a predicted model, not a curated record.
AGGGUAUAUCUUCACGUGGCCCAACUCGCAUAGGGUUUUCUCGCAUAAGUCCCUGUCUCGAUGGUUCCCGAUCUUGCGACGGAAAGAUCCGAUCCUCCUUCACCGAAGCGUCAGAAGACGGAGGAGGAAACAGCAUGCUAUGAUGGCCGUCCCGAGGAUUUCGAUUCCGACGAGUGCACCGACGAGGACAUGCAACUGUUCGACCAAGAGUUGGAUAUGAUCGGCGGGGGUUUUGAAAUCGACUUCAAAAAAUUUCGCUACUGUUUUGGUUGGAGACCACUGGAUCUGGAUGAUAGUACAAUGGUCGAUGAGCCUGAAACCAACAGAGAUUUCAUCGCUACGUUGGUGAACCUCGCUCUCACCAAGUACAACGCAGACAAAGGAACAAGCUUGGAACUGGGAAAGAUUUUGAUUGCCAACUUUCAUCCAUCUUGUGCCGUCACUUUCUACAUCUCAUUCCAAGUCAAUGAUCCUUCAGAUGGUAAUCAGACAAAACCCUAUCGAGCAGUGGUUCGCUACUUCCCAGGAGACAUUGAAGUUGUCUCUUGCAAUCCCAAAUAUUGAAUUAUGUGAUAGAGGUUUUGUAGCAAUCAACCAGUCUCCUCCUUCUGUCUCAUGGGUUUAAAGAUUGAAGAAUUGUUUGUUUAUGCUUAGCUCAAAGGGAAAGAAAAGUGUUUGCAUGAUGUUUCUCCAACUUUUUUCUUUUCUUUUUUUUUAUGUUAUCAGCUUAUUUUUCU